AUUUGCUGUGAGGGAAGAACACAGUAUGUGACUGAUUCAGCUACAGGGUGUGUCAAGCUUGUAACCCCUUUGGAUGGUACGGUUGAGUUCCUAACAGAUUUUGGGGAAUUGUUCCUUUGCGAGGCCAGACCGGUAUAGAUUCAAUACCCUUGUAGACGCGUAAACCCCAAGGUGUUACAAGGUUCCUUAAAAGAUGUGUCUCAGCUGUAAACUUGCAGAUUGGCUCAGAAAGAAUCACAAAUGGACCAGAGGGCAGAGUAGUUCAACCAGACCAUGCAAUCUUGUGAGCAAAUGUUAAAAAGCAUUACCCGUCUUCUAAAAACAUCAGAGUUCAUGCGAUCAAGCUACAGUCUCUGUUGACUUUGCUUGUAGAGAACCUUUACACGACCACGAAGAUGAAACACCCAACACCAAGUUUGUUAGACUACUGCCGAGAUUUGGAAAGGCAAUGAGAGAAUCUGUUAAGUGAAUAACAAAUACUUCACCCACCGGAAAUCCUAUUAACUCGUUCCAGAGCUCGCAAUUGAUCUUUCUGCUACUGCAAAAUUUAAAUCCGAUUCCAGUAGUGCCCAUAGACAAGAAGAACCUUGCAAAGAUGGAGGAAUGGGCCAGUGAACAUGGGCAGUGUGUUCGACAGCUUACUGUUAGGCAGCAAACAACCCAAUUUUCAGCUGGUACAUUGCCCAUGUCAGUCUAUGGGCUAUAAACCUACCACAAGACUCGGCCUCUCAACAGCGAUGUGGAAGAAGAAGUCAUUGAAAGAGAGGAAGGAAAUCGAAGGAAGGAAGGAAGGAAGGAGUCAUUAAUUAAGUAAGCUCGGACGUCAGCAUACAAAGGCGCCACUGGCAGCCGCUCUCAGUCCAUUUAUGAGCUUACUGUACCCACCCAACCCAUGAUGUGACUGAUGGGUAAAGGUUGGCCACACCACCGGGGUCUACGUCCCAUACAGUUUUCGAAAAGUGGUGUGGGUUCUUUUACGUCCCACAAGAACCAAAUAUUAAAGUGAAAUUGCUGUAAGACGGGACCCAAAGUUCUUCGUCCUUAACCGAGAAGACUAGAAAGUCUAUUAAACCGUUUGUAUUAAAAAGGCAGCACUCUAUUCUCAGUUAUUUAUUGACCCUGAGUGUUGGUCCGGCCGGGGUUCGAACCCGCGACCUCGCGCUCAGCAGACCGGCGCUCUCCCAGCUGAGCCAACCAGGCGGCGGAAGAGGAAGUUAUCGAAGAGUAUGUCUCUGACUUUGAUUCCAAUUAAUCUUUGCCUCAACUAUGAGGAUGAGGAGAUGGAGAGUGAUGUGGUACCUUCAACCUGGAAUAGGCGAAAUGGAAGACAAAUAAAAGCUGUGGUUAGGCUGGAUUUGUAA
Messenger RNA from Porites evermanni, 1361 nucleotides. Lineage: Eukaryota; Metazoa; Cnidaria; Anthozoa; Scleractinia; Poritidae. The record is from the annotation of a GenBank genome assembly.